Molecule: messenger RNA, 1203 nt
Organism: Diutina rugosa
Lineage: Eukaryota; Fungi; Ascomycota; Pichiomycetes; Serinales; Debaryomycetaceae
Product: T2 family ribonuclease
Exons: 1
Coding region: 1-1203 (400 amino acids)
Biological process (GO): RNA catabolic process
Cellular component (GO): extracellular region
Molecular function (GO): RNA binding; ribonuclease T2 activity
Source: RefSeq, a predicted model, not a curated record
AUGCUCAAACUGGCACUUGUGCUCUCGCUUUCCACCCAGGCGGUGCUUGGUGGCGUCGUCCGCGACCUCGCUUCCAACGGGCCCCAGUGUCCUGCCGACCCGCCGUUGCUGUGUACCAACUCCAAUUCCGAUGUCGACACCUGCUGCUUUGAAACCCCCGGCGGCGUGCUUUUGCAGACGCAAUUCUGGGACUACUCGCCUUCGGUAGGCGCCGAGGACGAGUGGACGUUGCACGGGUUGUGGCCCGACAACUGCGACGGCUCCUACGAGCAGUUCUGCGACUCGAGCUUGAACAUCGACGGCACCGUCGAGCUGAUCAUCGUCGGCCAGUUCGGCGACUCCGAGUUGUACGACUACAUGACGAAGACGUGGAAGGACUACAAGGGCGACGACGAGAACUUGUGGGUGCACGAGUUCAACAAGCACGGCACCUGCAUCCUGACGCUCAAGCCCAAGUGCUACACCAACCCCACCCACAACCAGAACAUUUACGACUACUUUAAGAUCGCCGUCGACUUGUUCAAAAAGUACCCCACUUACGACUUCUUGACCGCUGAAGGCAUUACCCCUUCCACCACCAAGACUUACACUAAGCAGCAGAUUCAGGACGCCUUGGACAAGCAUUUCGGCGGCAACAAGGUCUACUUCAAGUGCGACAGCAACAACGCCUUAAACGAAGUGUGGUACUUCCACCACUUGAAGGGGUCGAUCUUGGGCGAGCAAUUUGUCCCCAUCGACGCUCUCUCCAACCUGGGAUGCCCUGCUUCGGGUAUCAAGUGGGUCCCUAAGGGCAAAUCGUCUCAACCCACUACUACUGGUGGCGGUAGCCCUAGCCCUACCGGUACCCCUUCUAAGGGAUCGAUUAAGGCUGAUGGUAAAGCCGGGUGCUUGAUCAGCAACGGCAAAUACUACGAACUGGGUACCUGUGCCACGUUCCUGUUCGCGGAAGCUGAAUACGGUGGGCUGAACAUCAAGUCGUCCAAGGGCUACUGCGGUCUCGACGCCACCGGGGCGUUCGCCUGUGGCUCGCUGUUCCAACCAUCUGACUUCCAAUUCAACCGUGGCAGCGACGGCAAGCUCGGCUACGGCAACAACUUCAACUGGUGCUUGGGUCUGCUGGAAGGCAGCCCCCCGCAAACCUACGUGCUCAACGCUGGUAACGGCAAGUGCGACGGUAAAUCCACCUUCGCCUUGCUCUCGUGA